AUGCCACAAGGAAGCAUUCAAUGGCAGGGGACGCAGAGAAGAGCCUGCGGACCUGGAGCUAACUGGAACGUACAGGUGGUGAGAGGCAAGGUGACAACACGGUGCUUGUGGCACGCCUGCAAAGCUCUCGGAAUUGGGCUGCUGCUAAUGCUUUUAGGAGCUUGCAUGGCGACUAUAGGAUAUUAUGCGGAUCAGCUAUCGGUGGCGCAGGAGACCAGAGGUAAUCUCACGAUAAAAGUGAAGAACGAAUCGCGCGGGUUUCAUCUGAAUAAUCUGAGUUACGCCGGUCCCAUCGUUAUGGGCGUAGGAGGCUUCAUUGUGGUAGCUGCUUGCGUAAUGACCUUCGAGGCUCGUGAUAGCGCCGCCAAGGUGGUGCCGGCUCGUUUCCGCUUCAGCCAGGCGUCGACAAUCAAAAGCUCAAAGAGCCAACGCAACAGAAGAUCAACAUCGAGUCAAACGACAAAAUGGGACCAUCAGCUGGGGCUUUUCAGGGUGAACCGCAGCCCGAGUCCCAGCACGCACGAGGUCUCCCGGAAACAGCUGACGGCGGAAUUCAUGCAAUUCUCGAAAGACAUGCGAGAGAAAGGAGUAACGCACUCCAUGAAGAAAAGUCCGAGCGCUCCGACGUUGAUCGACAAAAAGUCGCCGCGUCAAAAAUCGCCUAAAUACGCCGCUUGUUCGCUGUUAAAUCCGGAAUUGCUGCAGAGACACGCUCUCUCAGUCGACAAUCCGAGCUACAGCCCGCAUCAGAUAAGCAGGGAGAGUCUGGAGCAUCAGAAGAUGAACGGUAGCCAAGUCUCAAUGGCAAUGGAUUUACAUAUUCCGAACAAAGGUCCCGUUACGCUCAAAGUGAAGGACCGAUCCGAUACAGCGAGACGUCAUCAACUACUGCGUCAAACAAAAGUGGAGGAUGUCGAAGAAGUCGACGAAGUCGCGCGAGCACCGCCGACUUUCGUGCAUUCGCCUAAAUUGCCAGGUCCUUAUUGUAGAUAUCCAGACGACUUCGUGCCAAGGAAAAGAAACUCGAUAGACUUAAGACUGCUGGAGGAAUUGACGGCGGUGUCGAAAGAACUUGGUAAGGUCUCACCGCGAGACUUCCGAAAGAUCUCAUCACCCAACUUCCGUAAAAUGUCCUUCGACAGAAUUGGCGGUGAUCGUCGCUUCGAUAGAACGAUGGGACAUCGAAAGGCCAGUCUCGAAUUUCGAAGAAGCCCCGACUUCCGAAGAGGAGAUUAUAGGAAGCUCUCGAUAGACAGAUUCAGCGUCGACUGUACCCGAUAUAUGCUUGACGAGACGGAGAUGAAAUCGCGAACGAGCAGCGGGGAGAAUCUGCGAAGGCAGCCGCGUCAUCCUAAACUGCACCAUUCCCGAUCGGACGACAACAGGAGGCGAUCCUUUGACAGACAUCCGAAGGACCCUCAGUCGAGUCGACACUCCUUGAACACCCAAGCCGUCAUGGAGGGUUCCGGAUGUGAUUUCGAGCAGAAAUACUUUACAACAAUAUCUCUCGACACCGAAGAGAGCCGCGGCUACAACUCCGACGAAAGUCAUGUGGUGGACAUUGAGGACGCGAAUCUUGGCGCUGCGUCGUCCAACGGACCCACGGAGGCCGACAUGCUGCUCGAGGAACCGGAAUUGGAGAACGUCACGGAGAUCGACGUGGAGAGCUCCGGCGACGAUCUCGACGAGGACGAGAGAACAGACGCACAGAUGGCAUACGGACAAAGUCCAAUAAUCGUCACCGAGGUCUUGGACUCGCCGACGAUCGUCGACGAGGAGACGGUACGUGACUCUGGGCUGAUCGAUAACGAGAAAUACGGAGCAACUGUGUACAUAGAGGAUGACGAAGUGUGAAGAGUCAGAGGUGCUCUUCGGGAUUAACGCAACGCACCCAGCAUAUCCUGGGGAAAGUAACGGCGACGAAUUCGCGAAGCAAUUGGGAAUUGAUGGAGCUCGGCUUUGUUGAGAAUGUUCGUUCCGACGAAGGAUCAGCGCAACUGCUGUAGUCGUAGCCGGGCGAUUGUUUGUUGAACGCGGGACGCGAGACGUCGCGAAAUAUGCUCAACGAUAUAAGAUUUAACACGGCAUAAGUAAUAACGAAAUCACGUUCGAAUUGCGUUUUGUAACGAGACAAUCGUUUUCUAUCAGCGCCGUCUUUCGCGGGAAGGCGACGAGCGUAAUAACAUUUGCCACACCGAUGACAAAUAAUUGUUACCGACAAAUUUUGAGGUAGCGUGUAGACGGUAAUAGACCUAACGUAAGGUAGAAUUCGUUGAAAUGCAUUCGACUACACGUACCGAAGAGGUUUUUGUACUCGUAAUGCAAGACGCGACGUGACGUAAUGUAAUGUGGCACGUUCGCUUGUAAAUAUUUCAGAGGAACGUGUGGCACGAUUCAGAGUGAAUCUCAGGUUGUGAAAGUGACGUUAAAAUGCAGAGCGUCCUAGAAAGCGCGUGCUAAUUUUGUCAAAUUUCCCAGAUGCGAGAACAGAUUCACGAUUCGGAACGUUACUCUUCGUUGAGUAACAAGUGGAAUUUUAACGGAUUUUUAAUCUAUUAAAAACUAUCGAAGCGAGUUUAAGCGGCACAAAAUGCGCGAUAACUGGAGAGUUCUGCAUACUUUACGACAAAUAUACGAGGAUUGUGGUAAUGUUUUAAAGGAGUUCUAUGAGAAAUAUAUCAUGUGUCAAGAUCUCACUCGUACACCACCGAAAGUAUCUUUAAGACUCUUCUUGAAACCAAGUAUGAAACAUAUGUGGGAACUUGAACGUUUAUAAAUCUCAGGUCUCCUCCAACCUGUUGUUAACGCGUUUGCCGCGAAAUAUACGCGAAACUGCGGCCUAUAUCGUGCUUUCUCGUUAAGAGUUAGUCGACGAAAAAUCAUAGAUCGUGUAUAAAUUUGACGAGCGCGACGACCUCCGAGAAUCUCUCGGUACGUUCGGCUCGACUAACGAGAGAAAUGAAUUAUACAAAAUUUCUAGCAAAGUCAGACACUCUCUUCUCUACAAUGGCGUCGAGUGCAACAGUUAUUCAUAAUGAAGUGACGGCUUAGCCGCGCGUGUAAUAUAUUUUUAUAUCCACACAGCGAUAUAUGAUAGCUCGUAUAAUGUUGAUCAUAUAUAUUGACGAUCAAGAUCAAUAUCGACAAUGAUCGAGAUCGUUUUCGUUUUGACAAACGUCUGGUUUGAGGAAAAUGUACACCUGCCUUCUGAUAAACUGACUCGCCUGAAAGUGUGACGAUAAUGGUUAUCUUUGUUGCAAUCUAGCAAUCGAUAAAAUUAUUGUUCAGGACUUUAAUACGGUUGUGCAAAUUAUGAUUCGUACACUUGUCGAUUAGAUGAAGCAUACAGGCCAUCUCAAAAUCUCCACGACUUUAAUUUCAAUGUCGAAUUUCCUGAAGAAUCUAAGAUGCAUUAUUUCUUAAGAAUAAUUCUGAAAGAUAUCGUCACGUUUUCCGCAACUUCUUCUUCAUAUUUAUAAUCAGAUAUAUCUUCGUAAUUAUAUCUUUGAUCGUGAAAUUUCUGAAAUAUCUCUCUUUAUAACUAAGCUGAGGAAACAUUUUUAUCUUUAAAUUGGUCGAAUAAUCUUCAAUUAGAAUUAGAUGUUAGAAUUAAAGUCGAAGAGAUUGAGAGAUACGUAUAUCCAAGUCCUGUGACCGCUUAUAUAUAAUCAAUAGUCAAAUGUUGAGUGCGAAACGAUCAAUAUCUUUGCCCUACACUCGAUCUCAGUUGCUUUCUAACGUAGGAGAUAACGUGAAAGAAGUAACGUAACAAAAAAAAAAAUGCAAUCAUUAUAUGCAAUAUAUUGUUGAUAUAUCGUAAAUUAACGAAUUGGAGAUAUCGGUAGAUAUCGAGAUAGAUAUUGAUAUAAUAACAUCUUUCUCUUAAAAAACGAUCUGGUAUUUUUCUACCAGAAAUGUAAAAUUAGUAACACUAGCAAAUGUAUGAAAAAUUGUGAACGGAGAUUAAGGUCUUUCAUAAUUUUCUAACCCCUCGUUGAAGCGGCUCACGUGUCUGUUAGCUGCUGUUUUACAUAGUAAAGAAUGAUAAGUUGUGACUACGGUUAUCGUUCUGUAGAGGAUGUAAACCUGUGUGAAGUGCAUAACUAAUCAUUAACCGAGUAAACAUAAUCAAACUGUGAUCGAGGUAUAACUCAAUGAGAAGCAGUACUGCUAAGUAAUGUUUCUUGCAAAACUGCUCAUGGAUCAGCAGUGUUAUCUCAAGUCGAGAAGUAAAUAGGCAAAACGCGACUAAAGUAAGAUUUAUCAAAAUUGAUAAACAUAAAAGAAUGCCUCCUUAAAUAAAAGGAAACAAAUAAUUUGUUUUACUUCAGUUUCAUAUUUGUAACUUGGUCGAUAUGUUAAUGAAAAAGAUAUAGAAAUUGUUUUAGGAAUAUUUCACGGCGUACAAUCAAAUAUUAGAAAUACUUGAAUCUUUUUGAGGUAUUCAACGAUAUCGUUUGCAAUAUUGCAGCGUAUCUCUCUAAAGUUCAGAAUCUACCGCAUGAACUACGGUCGGUACUAAUUCUUGUAUAGUUAAUGAACAAGCCUGAACAAAUAAGCGUCGGUGUGAAAUUUUUAAAUCAAUGUAACCCUUGCAUGCUAAUUGUUGUAACAUAUCAAUAAAAAAAAAAGCAUUCCAGGACCAAUGA
This is a messenger RNA of Dinoponera quadriceps, 4649 nucleotides long. RefSeq lists its product as uncharacterized. The record is from RefSeq and is a predicted model, not a curated record. Bases 1 to 1854 code for a protein of 617 amino acids. NCBI's taxonomy places the organism in Eukaryota, Metazoa, Arthropoda, Insecta, Hymenoptera, Formicidae. The transcript is spliced from 7 exons.